This is a messenger RNA of Brassica rapa (field mustard), 8746 nucleotides long. RefSeq names its product putative cysteine-rich receptor-like protein kinase 39. NCBI's taxonomy places the organism in Eukaryota, Viridiplantae, Streptophyta, Magnoliopsida, Brassicales, Brassicaceae. The record is from RefSeq and is a predicted model, not a curated record. Gene Ontology annotation, molecular function: protein serine/threonine kinase activity; ATP binding. Gene Ontology annotation, cellular component: plasma membrane. Gene Ontology annotation, biological process: protein phosphorylation.
AAAAUUUAAUUUUAUACCAUAUAAAGUAAAUAAAGUGAUUUUUUGAAUUAUUUACCAAAAACCUGAUUGUAAAUUAAUAAAAGCUAUUGGUUUUGAUUUAUGUGCUUACUCUAAUGUAUAUACUUUUAUGUUUACAAAUUAUUUUUAAAUUAGUGGUUUCUAAUAUGUUAUUUGAUCCUCACAAUCCCAAAAAUACAAUUUUUCAAAUUUAAGUGAUAUUUAAUAUUAGAAGUACUGUAUAUAUAUAUAUAGAUAUUAUUUCAUUCAGAUUAAAUAAUUUAGGCUUGAUUUUAUUCCUAAAAAUCUUUUAAUGAAAUAUCAUGACAAGAUUUCAAUCACCUCUUUUUGAGUUUGUUCGAAAAAAUGAUUUUAUCAUUCGUCUAAUAUUUGUUUCUCUCUAAUACUUUGUUUAGCUAUUAUAAUUAUAAUAAUGACAGAUUUGAAUUACUUAUUAUAAAUUUUCUGGUUUAUCAUUUUAUAAAUCAAAAAGUUCUUAGUUUAUAUAUAGUUUACAUAUACUAGUAUUAUUAUUAUAUAUAUAUUUAUUUAUUUAUUUAUCGAUAUACUCUUAAGUAAGUAAACCUCAAAAUCGUAGAUUACUAAAAUAAGUAAUUUGUUUUGUUUUUCUAAAAUUAGAUGAUUUCUAGACCGAACUUUUGAAUAUAUACUAGACAGAAAUUUAUAUUUCGAGUCUUCACUUAUAUUCUAUAACAGUUUGAUAUAUUAGAUUUGAACAUUAACAUGUGAAUAGAGUUUGCCGGUGAUUUUCUACAAAAAUUUGAUUCUUAGAUAUGUAUCCAAGAAUAGAACUAAUUUUUACAGAUGUCCAUCUUUUUAAAUCGACACUUAUGUAACUCACCUAAUUCAUAGAAGAAGCUAAAAAAAAAAACAAAACUCAUAUCAGUGAAACAUAAACAAGAACGCAAGCACAAUUUUAUAGAGGUAGAAAAUAAAAUUACUUAUGGGGAUUCAAUAGUAAACAAAUUGAGAGCAGACAACCUAAUUCAUUUUCGUCAUUUUACAAUCGAUGUUGCUUAUCUGGUUUUGGUGAUUUGUGUCAGCCGUAAAACUUAAUUUCUUUUUAUGCAUAUGAAAUCUUAAAAAUAAUUAAAAAGAGUUGUAAUACGUUAAUAAUUCAACAGCGAUGAUACAUUUAAGAGAUCAACAUUUGUAUUCCUCAUUAUACGUUAAAACCAUUUAAUGAACAAACAUUAGUAUAAAAAACUCACUCCACGCAUGUGCGCGAGUUAUCAUCUAGUUGACUAAUAAACAUGAAUUAACAAGAAAAUAUUAAAAAUUCAUUUAAAAUUAGGAGAAAAUUGAAGUUUAAUAAAGCUUUACGUAGAACACUUCUUAAGAAGUCUUCUAUUUAGGUCAUUUUUUGCAAUUGAAAAUUCAUGAAGUAGGACUUGUUAAGAAGUCUACUCUACUGAAAAAAAUCUUGAGAAGUUUUCCUUGCAAAUAUUGGCUUAACUUGGAAUUUGAUUUUUUUUUUUAAAUGCCAGAGAAGUCUUCUAGGAUAAACAUGUUAGUUUUGCAAUUGACCGAAGUUUGUCAGAUAUUUGAUUUUAUAAAGAAGACUUUCCUCCCAGCCAAAGGUUUGACCAAAACCCGGAAUAAAAUUUGAGACAUCUUGAGAAGUCUUAUCAUUAAUAUUAAAUGUUUUACUAUUAAUUUUCAAUUGCAAAAGUAACCCACACAGACUUCUUUCGAUAUCGAGAAGACUUCCAGAAAACUUUCAGAUAAUUUCUUUAUAAGUUUUCUCUAAGAAGAAUUCCCGAGAAUUCUUCUAUAAAAAGUUAAAUUUCUGACAAAUUUCGGCAAACGCAAAACAAACUUGUUUAUUUGAGAAGUUUUCUCUGGGAUUUUCAAAAAAAAAUUGUUAACAAAAGAAAGUUAGAAGACUUCUACGAAAGUCUUUGUUAAAACACACACAAAAAAUCAAUUGCAAAACUAAUUUAUGCAUUGAUUAGAAGACUUCUAGAGAAGUCUUCUUCGCGAACAGAUCUGAAAAAAAUAACGAUUUCAUACUUUAAACCCGUUAGAUGACUUAUGUGGUUUCUCCAAUCACCCACAACUUCACCAGAAUACCUACCAACUCGUUAAUGACCAAGAAUCAUGACCUUCAAUUCUCGAUGAACCUUACAUAAUUUGGAAUUAAAAUCAUUAGUAUUUUGGAUGAAUUUGGAGAGAUAAAGAAAAAGAUGUGAUUUGUAAGCAUAAGAAAUGAGAUAGAAUGAGAAAAGUUUGAAACUUUAGUGUGUUAGCACCUUCAAAAUGGUUAUUUACGGUGGUUGGUGUAUUGAUGACAAUGAAAAUGUUGUAAAUACUUGGUGAAGAUGGAGAUGAUAAGGUAAAAUACUCAUUUUCGAAAAGAAAAAGAAGUAAUGACAUUUUCAAGAUUAACUUAAACUUCUAGGAUGAAUAAGGCAAGAAAAGGUUUCAAAAAAACAUAUGUCAUUUUUUUGUUUGACUAGAAAUUUUAGGUCAUACUUCAAAAAAUCAAUUAUUUUUUUACAGGAACAAAUCCUAAGUAAACUUUAAAAAUAUAGUUAGAAAAUGUUAUUUACUAAGAGAAAUUAACUAAAAUUUAUGUAUAUUUAACAAAAUUAAAAAAAUUAUGGUGAUCAAAUCUUCAAAGAGUAGAAAAGGUUAGACUAAAAUAUAGAAAAUAAAAAGAGAAAUUCUCUAAGAUAAAUCUUUUAAGUUUUCUCACAAAAUAGCACUCACUGAGAAAAAUGACCAAAAUUGUUUCUAUUAAAAAGUAAAAAUACAUUUAUAUCAUAGGAUUAACUAAUCUAGACUUAGAGUUUAGAGAUAAAAGACAUUGUUUUGAAGAUAUAGUUUUAAAUUUUAAAAAAUAAAAAUUAAAAUUAAAAUUUUCAAAAUAUUUGGUCAUUUUCCUCCUUGAAAAUUAUUUUUGUGAUAAAAACUUAAAAAUGGAUAUUUGAAAAAAUUGCCUAAAUAAAAAAAAUAUUUUUUUCCGAAUUCAUUAGAAUAAAGAAAUAUACCCACUUUACAAACAUGUAAAUCAGUCACAGCCUUUUUUGAAAUACUACUGCGUUUUUCCAAUUACAAAAACUCUUUAGAAUGAUCCAAUACUAAGCAAAGUUUCUCUUAGAGUUUGAACUUCUGUCCUCCAAAUUUUAUAAGUAUAUUAUCAAGUAUAUCAACGCUUAAGGCUUAUCAAUGACACCAACUAGUACGUUAACACUAACAUACUUGAUCAUACAAACUAAGCAACGAUCAAUUCCGUUACAAAUAUGUCAACACCAACGCAACAACACAAAGUCAACAUCACACUCCAUAAAAUACUAUGUCACACCGUAUAGCAUAAACCGACACCAUAAGCACACAAUGAAAUCUGUCUCUUUGUUUUCGAAGGUCUUUUUCUUUUCUCACACAGCACAUAUUAGUAUAUACCAAACCAGAACUUGUUAUCUAAAUUUUUCAGAUGCAGUCUAAGCAAAAAUAUAUAUAUAUAUAUAUAUAAUAUAAUGACGAACUUCCUCUUCAAACAAUUUUUUUUUUUAUUAAUGGAAAACAUUCAUUCGUCUUUAAAUAUAUUCCCUUUUUCUUUUCCAAACUCAACUAUCCCACAUUGUAUAUCACAAUAGACAAACUCCAACAUACCUAGCUCCAGCUUCUUCAGCAACACGCAUAUAUCCUCAAAAAACUGCAUCUUCAAAUCAACGAAAUAAACCUGCAUCAUAGUCGUUUUCAUAAUAAUGCGUCACGUAUACGUUAUACACCAAACUGAAACUUAUUAAGAAUUCCUCCUAACUACUGUAUACAUUCAAGUCCAUGCAUAAACAUGAACGUUUUAUUUACGGUAAAUACAGAAAAAGGGAUGGCGGAAUACCAUAUCUUAUUCACUUUUUUUGUUAUUCAACUCAUUGAUAAGGCGAUAGUGUUUACUGAUUUAUGGAAUUUUGUUUGUGUUUUCUUUCUAAGUUGACUUAAAACUAGUACUUUAAAUCUGCAGUCUUCCUCGAAGUUUCGCGUGGGCAUUUUUUCCAUCUUUGAAAAUCAACCAAUACACAUUUUUUCAGUCUUUGGAAAUCAAGAAAUACACAUUUUCUCAUCUCCCCCAUUAUAAGAAUAACAACGGUCUAAAAUUGAUUCCUUCUUAACAAUAACGAAGAAAUACAAGAAAAACAAAAGUUAUCUUACAUUAAAAAUGGUGAAAUAUUUUUCUUUGAUUAUCGUCCUCGCUUCUUCUCUUCUUCUUGUCCUUCAAGACCUCGAACAAGUUCACGCCCUUGGGUGUUCUGGAAGCUUCUUAAACAGUAACAGCAGCUACUUUCAGAAUCGUCACAGUCUCUUCUCUACUCUUGCUUCAAAAGUAGUCGCCAAUGGUGGAUUCUACAACGCCUCACUCGGCAAGAAUCCCAACAGAGUUUACGCUCUUGUCCUCUGCGCAAGAGGCUACGAGCAACAAGCUUGUAUCAGUUGUGUCGAAAAAGUGACUCAGGAGAUACAAACGAGUUGCCCGAACCGAAUGAAUUCGUUCCAUUGGGACAAUGACGAUGGAGACCAUGUUUCUUGUCUUGUACGUACCUCAAACCAGUCAACUUUCAAGAACUUCCAGCUUGUACCUGCUGUCAUAUACCCAAGUCCACUUACUAUGGAGCCAUCCAAGGACAUGACCCUUUUCAGUAAACAGUGGGAAGCAACAGUUAAUCGGACAGUCCAGGCUGCCACGGAAGCUAAAAAUAUAUCCGUACUUCAGUACUAUAGUGCUGUAGAAGCCGAGUUCACGGAGUUUCCAAAUGUAUACAUGCUGAUGCAAUGCACGCCUGACAUAACUUCUCAAGACUGCAAGAUAUGUUUGGAAAAAAGCGGGACAUAUUUUAAAAAACAGUUUUGGGGAAGACAAGGCGGCGAGGUUAGUCGUCCGAGCUGUGUUUUCAGGUGGGAUCUAUAUGCUUUCCAUGGUGCUUUUGAUAAUAUAACAAGAGUUCCUGUACUUCCUGGAAGUCAAGGUCAGGCUCAGCCACCUUCAAAGGAAAGUUCUAUAAAAGGCAAUAAAGGAAGAAGCAUUGGGAAUGGUGGAAUUAUCUCGAUAGUUGUUCCUGCUUUGAUUAACAUUUUAGUGUUUAUUGGACUCAUCAAACUCUAUACUCGGAGGAGACAAUUCAACAACAUAAUCAAUGUUGGUACUGCAGAGUACUCUGAUGGUCAACUUAUGUUACGGUUUGAUCUGAGAAUGAUCUUAAUGGCAACCAAUGACUUCUCGUCUGAUAAUACGCUUGGCCAAGGUGGAUUUGGUACGGUCUAUAAGGGGAUAUUGCCAAAUGGCCAAGAGAUAGCUGUGAAGAGAUUAACAAAAGGUUCAGGGCAAGGAGAUAUGGAGUUUAAGAAUGAGGUUUCACUCUUGACAAGACUCCAACAUAGGAAUCUGGUUAAGCUUCUUGGGUUCUGUAAUGAAGGGGACGAAGAGGUUCUUGUCUAUGAGUUUGUCCCCAACUCAAGUCUUGAUCACUUUAUCUUUGAUGAAGAGAAGCGUUCGUUUCUUACAUGGGAGGUGAGGUGCAAAAUUAUAGAAGGCAUUGCUAGAGGCCUUCUUUAUCUCCAUGAAGACUCUCAGCUGAAGAUUAUUCAUAGAGACUUGAAGGCAAGCAACAUCCUUUUAGAUGCUGAGAUGAACCCUAAAGUUGCAGACUUUGGGACAGCUAGAUUGUUCAACACUGAUGAGACUCGAGCUGAAACAAGACGAAUAGCUGGUACCCGUGGAUAUAUGGCUCCUGAAUACGUUAAUCAUGGGCAAAUCUCAGCAAAAUCUGAUGUAUAUAGCUUUGGUGUUAUGCUUCUAGAGAUGAUAAGUGGUGAAAGAAACAAGAGGUUUGAAGGAGAAGGAAUUGCAGCUUUUGCAUGGAAGAGAUGGGUUGAAGGAAGGCCUGAAAUCAUAAUUGAUCCUUUCUUGGUAGAGAAUCCGAGUAACGAGAUCAUUAAGUUGAUCCAGAUUGGUUUAUUGUGUGUCCAAGAAAAUGCAUCAAAGAGACCAACAAUGAGCUCUGUAAUAGUUUGGCUUCGCAGUGAGACAAUUAAAGUUCCUUUACCUAAGGCUCCUGCUUUCACGAGUAAUCAAUCCCAAUCUGAAGAUGGGAUAAUGUCAAUCAGCAAUGUCUGCACGGAGUUGAGUUCUCGUUGACUUUAAAUUUAUUAAUCAGUAUGUUGUUUAUAAGGUAGUACAAAAUAUUCUUAUUACAAGUAGAUACAAUCACAAGUUCUAGAAACCCAUACAGAGAAUAUAUUACUUGCUUAUUUGAUUCAUAUGUUUGUUUUGUUCAUUGAUUGUUGCUCUUUUUCAUUUGCUCAGUGCUUUGUUUUCCUCUUUGAUUUAUUUGUUGUAUGAAAAAGGAAGACAGAGUUGAGAGAAAACGAAGAUAGGUCUAGAGUUUCCUUUAAUAAUAUUAUUGCAAUGUAGUCUGUAAGUAGCCACCACUCAAGAGGAGGAAAAGAUAUUUUCAAAUGAGGAAAGAUUAAACGCUCUGAACUAAAUAAAGAGUUCAAAGGAAAAUUUGAAUUUUUAGUCGAUCCAAACACAACUUUGACUUCAGUGUCCAGAGUCCUAUAGUCCAAAUACUGGUUAAUUUAUGUCAUAAUUUUUGAUUCAGAAUGAAUUUAAUAUCCCUGACCUCUCUCAUGAAAAGAAACUUGGCCUAAGUGAAUUUGGAUGUGUACAAGAUUAACAAGAAGUUCAGGGCAAGGAGAUAUGGAAUGAGGUGUUACUUCUGGCAAUAGUCAAACAUUAAUUAUGGCUAAGCUUUUUUUUUUUUUUUACUAAUAUGGCUAAGCUUUGUUUCUGCAAUGAAAGAGAUGAAGAGUUUUUCAUUAGCGAAAUUGUUUCCUAUUUAAGCCAUGGAAAAUUGAGGAGAUUCUCUAGCAUAAAAGAUUCUCUCUAAGAUCAUUUUCAACAUGUUUCUUUUUUCAACAUCUUUUAAAGAAAAAUCUACUUCAGUGUAUGUUCAUGUUUUCUUUUGCUGCGAGUAUAUCCCUAUUUAUAUCUUAAAAUAAAGGAAUGAUUUUUUUCUCUAAUAUAAAUUUUUGAAAAUAAAAUCACAUUGUUAUUUACGUAAAGUCUUUUUAAAAAAGCUUUAGUUUAAAUAAUAUCAUAAUAUAAUGAAACUUUGAAAAAUCUAAAAGGUAUUAAUAUGGUUUAAUUUUAAAUUUCAUAAAAUAAAAAUUAUUAGUUUUAAAAUAAAAUAAAAUUUAUUUAGAAUAUUCUUUUUAAAGGAAAUAAAUAGAUAAUUACAUUGAAUAAUAACAAAUUUUUAUUUCAUAGUUUCUCUAUUUUAAGAAAAAUUUCCUAGUAUCGGAAAUAUUGGAAAUGGUGUAACAUCGCUUUUUUUUAACGACUGCAAGAUGAUAUUGAAUCAACCAAAGGUGAGUUUGAAUACAAAAAGCUUGCUCAGAGAAAAAACAUAUAAACACUAUCUUAAAAAGUUUUAUGUGUGAAUAAGGGCUGCUUCUCUGAAAAUCUGCAAGUGUAGCAAAGCUGGUCUUAGCUAUUCUCGCGCAAUUCUAUUUGAUGAUGAGGACUCUGUUUCAAAGGCCAACGAAGAAAAAGCAGCACAGCGUACACUUAUUCUUAGUAGAAUCGCCCGGAAUCUUGGCCAUUAUGAUUGCUUCAUUACAGCUUCAAUGAGAUCAUGAAGAUCAGACCCAGUCAAAACUUUUUGAAUUUCGAGGUCUUUUAUGAGCAUGUUCAACGGUUGCUUUUUCAUAGGGCCCUAAAAAAAAAAAAAUAUUAAAAUAAUAUCAUAAAGAAAGAGAGUGUGAGGAGGGUAAGGCCAUGUUUAUCAGUAGGACCAAAAACCAAGUCCCUAGAGUUUUUUAAUCAUAUUUGUAGUUUAGGACAAUUAGAAGGACUUUGGUUAAAUUUUCAGAUUAUUAGUGGGACUUUUAGUUGGUCCUUAAGUUUAUUUUUUUUGCUUUUAAACAAUAAUAGAUAAACCCAAUAUAAAUUGAAUAACUAAUAAGAAAAUACAAUAUUAUUCAUUUAAUUAGAAAAUUUCAAAUAUUUUAGAAGUAGAUCGAGAAUCCAAAGAAAGACUAACGUUUUUGAUUGAACUGUGGUGACGGCUUCGGGAGUGGGAAUCUCCUGAGAAUCUGCUGACGUCUUCGGGAGAGAUGCGGGUGAGAAGAGGGAUGAAAUCCUCGGUUUGUAGAUUCGAAUCGGAGAAGAUUGAGGUGGGAGAUUCGAGAGGAGCUACCGGAGGGGAAUCGGCGGGGAAUGAGCUGAGAAUUUCGUCGCGAGUAGGAGAUAAAACCGUCGGUCUCCUUUAUCGCCAGCGUCGCCGUCGAGGAAAAAGAGAAACAAUUGUAUAUCGAAAAUGAAAGGGAAACCCGUGUUUCCCCUCCUCCGCUUCUCCGCUUCGUAUCCAGCCGACACGUGCCAAGGAAGGACGCGAAUAGGUCGACCUUAGUUAAGGCACGUCCGCCUUAAUAUUGCCCAUUUGUUAUUUAUUUUUGGGCCAAAAAUACCCAAGGACCCAACUCGCGGACGCCGAUAAACAUGGCCUAAGAGCAUCAUUAUAGGAGGGACCCAAAUUAAGUCCUUAGCAUUAUUAUUGAUUACUUUAGGGUUUAAGGACAAAGUUAAGGACUUUUGAAUUUUUGUUGAUUAUUGGUAAGGACUUUUAUGAGUCUUUAGAAAAUUUUGAUUUUUUAUUUUAAUAACUAAAAUAAAUGUAAAAGAUAAGUUUUAUAUAAAACAUAUAACAUUAAGCAUUGAAAACAU